UAGAGUUAUAUGGUCUCAAGAUUGAAUUUUAAACUUUUACGACAUUGAAUUUCGUAUUUGCGACAUUUUCUUCCACCAAGACCCACUUACGUUACGAAAACAACAUGGUUCUUUUGAGUGACCUGAAACAAAACAACAUGUUUUGGGGAGUAUCUCUUGAUGGCGGAAAACGCUAUACACAAAUAGUGGAAACAUCAUUUCAUAUAUCUAUGGCAGCUUUAGAACAAUCAACAGAUGAAUUGCCAAAAGGUAAAAGAUCAGUAUCCUUAUGGAUUCAACAUGAAAAAGCAGAAUUUUUAUUGUGUACACUAGAACAUAACCGUAUUAUGCAACAACCACUAGAUUUAAAUUUUACAGAAGGAGAAGAAAUAACAUUAUUUACGACAGGUUGCAAUGGAUCCAUACACCUUUCUGGUUAUUUAAUGGAUGAACCAGAUAUUGAAAAUGAAAUGCCUGAAAUGAGUGAAGAAGAAAUGAGUGACGAAGAGGAAGAUUCCGAAGCUGAAGUACCAGAAUUAUUGCCAGUAGAGGAUGAUUCUUUAAUAAUUCAUGGCACAGGAAAAAAGAGAAAAAUGCUGGAGGCACAGACUAAAAAGAAAAGACAGAAAGUGGUUGUACAAGAUGAUGGAUUAGAUUUUGAUAGUGAUGAUGAUGAAGAAAAUGAUGCUGACUAUACAAUAGAAGAUGAAGAUGACAAUGACUUAUCAGAAGAUGACAGUGAUGAUGAUGAGGAAGAUGAUGAUGAUGAUGAUGAUGAUGAUGGUGAGGAUGAUAGUGAUUUAGAUGAUAUAUUUGAUGAAGAUGGGGAGGAAGAUGAUGACAGUGAAAUGGAAGAAAAGGUAAUUUUACAAAAAGACAAGAAAAAUAAAACACCUAAGAAAUCAAUUGAGCCAGUUAGAACACCAAAUAAGUCUUCACUAACACCCAAAAGGUCUUCCGAAACACCAAAAACACCAAAUAUAAAUGGAACACCAACAGAAAGUGAAAGUAGCAAGAAAAAGAAGAAGAAAAAGAAUAAAGAUAAUAACACAUCAAUUAAUACACCUAGUCAAUCAGAAAAGAAGUCUAAGAAUGAAACGCCACAGAAACCGAAUACCCCUAAUAGACGUGUUUUAGCUGAAGGUUUAAUUGUUGAAGAUAUAAAAGUAGGCAAUGGUCCACCAGCAAAGUCAAGUAAAAUGGUUCAAAUGUAUUAUGUAGGAAAGUUAUCAAAUGGUAAACAGUUUGAUUCUUGUACUGGUGGUAAACCAUUUAAAUUUCGUCUAGGGAAACAAGAAGUUAUAAAAGGUUGGGAUGUAGGGGUCCAGGGGAUGAAAGUAGGUGGGAAACGACGAUUGAUAGUGCCUCCAAAACUUGGCUAUGGAAAUCAUAAACAAGGACCUAUUCCUGCUAAUAGUACUCUUGUGUUCGAUGUAGAGCUCAAAUCUGUCAGCUGAAAAACAGUGUAUAUACAAAUUUUAAUCAUGGACAUUCAAACAUUUUCAAAUGUAAUAAAAUAUGUGAUAUAUAAAAA
Messenger RNA from Patella vulgata (common limpet), 1513 nucleotides. RefSeq names its product 46 kDa FK506-binding nuclear protein. The coding region runs from base 105 to 1436 and encodes 443 amino acids. Gene Ontology annotation, cellular component: chromatin; nucleolus. The transcript has 12 exons. Gene Ontology annotation, molecular function: macrolide binding; peptidyl-prolyl cis-trans isomerase activity. NCBI's taxonomy places the organism in Eukaryota, Metazoa, Mollusca, Gastropoda, Patellidae. The record is from RefSeq and is a predicted model, not a curated record.